AUGGAUAUGAAUGAAAAUAAAGUACGCAAGAAACGUCAUAGAAUUACUGUAGUUUGUACAAAUUGUAAAAAGAGAAAGAGUAAAUGUGACAGGGGAAAACCAUGUAGCAAUUGUACUCGUAUAGGUAUUGAGAACAGUUGUUUAUAUAUUAAAGAUACUCCAUCUCUACCAAUUGAUUCAAUUGGAUCUGUGGCUGACUUAACAGCGUCUGAAUUACAGAUACCUAAUUUUAUUCCUAUACAUCCAAGCUAUAAUAAAGAAUAUGUUAAUUACAUCCCUAAUGGCAGAUUCUUUGAAAUCAAAAGAUCAGCGUAUACCAUGUUUCCUAUUUUCACUGACGCAUGUAUUGAGCAUCGAGAUGCCGUAAUUAAGGCAUUCACCACUUUCAGAACUAUUGUUGUGAAAAAGACAAUAGACCAUUAUAGGAAAACAGGCAUUGAUAUUGAAAGAAUUGCAUUGGCAGGAUCACAAGGAUUACCGAAAUCUUUUUUACCAUUGACAGUAUUUGAUGAAGAAAGUAGUAAAAAUUUAGUUUUAGAACAGCAAGAACCACAACAGAGUUACCAGAUACAUUCCUUAUUAGCAGAGAAAUUUAGUCACUACAGGAAAAAUGCUAAUUUAAAACUUGGGGAUGAUUCCACAACAGUUUAUCACAAUUUAAUUAUAAAAAGUUUGCCUGAUCUUGGGCUUUUAAUGGAUACGAUAAUACCAUACUAUGAACAGUUUAUCGAACCAUUGGUACCGAUAAUCGAAUUUAAGGAUUUUAAUGUUGAGAUACAGAAGCUAUAUGCAAAAAUUGAAUUAUCAAAUUCCCUUGAUCCUAAAAUCGGUGAAAACACAUUAGCAUGCAUUAUUCUUCUAAUAUGCCGAUUAUGCCACUUAUCUUCCAAAUUUGCUGUAGAGAAAUCUAUUAAUAGUAGUAAUUACGAAUCAAUAUUAAAUAUGGAUACCAACAUAUUUGUGAGUUUAGUCCAACGUACAGCCACUGGAGAAAAACCACUUCGAAAGGGAACUCUAUAUGAAUUGCAAUUGUUAAUAAUGCUUCGAUUAUGCUAUUGGGUUGGACCUGAUGAUGGCGAUGGACAACAAGUAGAGCAAAGUGAAAUUCUGCAUGGUGCUAUUGUUUCCAUGUGUAAACAUAUGGGUGUGUGGUGGGAUUUGGUUAAGUACUCCGAAGAUUCCGAUUUAUUCAUUACGGUUGACUACAAAGCAGUACCUAAAUUAGGGAGUCAAAGUGAAUAUAUUAAAUUGUUUAGAAAAAUAUGGUGCUAUGUAUUAUGUUGGGACCGUAAAAUGAUGUUAUUGACUGGGCAAGAGUGUGAGAUUGGAAGAUCUUAUAAAAUGUCGCCAGCUCCUCGAUUUGGCAACGGCUGGUGCGAUGAUAUAUUACAAUAUGAUUAUCUACUAUAUGGGAUCAAUAAUGAACUACAUGACGACGCUCGAAAAGUAGAUAUAAGCAUGUUAGAGGAAUUGGUUGAGAUGUCAGAAAUGAGGAUGGGGGUCUUGAAGGAAGACGAUUUUUCGUCGAAUAUUUAUAGAGAGCAAAAAUUAAGUUUAAUGUUGAUGAAAUUAAACAUUAUUCAUGGACAAUUAUCAUGGUAUGAACGUACUGGAGACAAGCAGUCGCAAGAGACAGCGUAUGCGAAAUUGUUUACAUUGACAGUAGAAUUGGGCUCCAAAUGUGUGGAAUACUUCAGCACACCUGGUAUACCUGAGCAAAGAUUUUAUAUGAAUAAAAUAUAUGAAGUUAUCUUGAACAGAUUAAACAAUGUUAUUGUACCUGGACUCAUAUUAAGGAUACGUUACGAGGAAGAGACAGGUUUAGAUGGUAUGGUCAAAUAUCUAUACGGUAUGAGCAGCAUGUAUUUCAAUGAGAUUGGUAAAGAAUAUUAUCGAACGUUCAAGAAAAUGUUUCAUGGCAAGAUCAAUUAUAAAAUAUUAGAGAAUGGACACCGAUGCAUGGACAUGAUCAUAAAGUUUUUGCAAAGAGAGAUGCAAAACAACAAUGACACAGCAGUUAGCAAAGGAGACAGUAUGAAAUUGAGUGAUCGAUUGCCAUUGGUUGCAUGGGAUAGCAAUAGCACUAAUGAUAUGUUUGAGCCCAUCCACACUGUACCUCGAGGGCCCGAAAUAGCCGCCCUGAUAUUAGAAAUGGUGAACGUGUCGGACAGAUACCAUUAUAACAACAAUGUGUUUCAGACAGUUUACAAAGAGGCUCGGCUCGUAAUUGAUGAGACGACGACGACGUCGCAACAAGAUUCGUUGGCGUCAGCAGGGACGAAUAGGACUAAUAAUAUAGCCACUAAUAGUGGUAGUGGUGAUGAUGGUGGUAAUGGUAGUGACGACUCGUAUUUGAUGAGACUCAUACAGGAACUGUUUGAUCCAUUAGAUUUUGCAUCUGCAUUUUAA
Molecule: messenger RNA, 2409 nt
Organism: Vanderwaltozyma polyspora DSM 70294
Lineage: Eukaryota; Fungi; Ascomycota; Saccharomycetes; Saccharomycetales; Saccharomycetaceae
Gene: OAF3
Product: Oaf3p
Exons: 1
Coding region: 1-2409 (802 amino acids)
Biological process (GO): regulation of transcription by RNA polymerase II
Cellular component (GO): nucleus
Molecular function (GO): RNA polymerase II cis-regulatory region sequence-specific DNA binding; zinc ion binding; DNA-binding transcription activator activity, RNA polymerase II-specific
Source: RefSeq, a predicted model, not a curated record